This is a messenger RNA of Coniophora puteana RWD-64-598 SS2, 1918 nucleotides long. RefSeq lists its product as uncharacterized. NCBI's taxonomy places the organism in Eukaryota, Fungi, Basidiomycota, Agaricomycetes, Boletales, Coniophoraceae. Gene Ontology annotation, cellular component: membrane. Bases 221 to 1918 code for a protein of 565 amino acids. The transcript is spliced from 10 exons. Gene Ontology annotation, molecular function: carbohydrate:proton symporter activity. The record is from RefSeq and is a predicted model, not a curated record. Gene Ontology annotation, biological process: transmembrane transport; carbohydrate transport.
GUUUUGCCUUCUCCCCACGGGGCACUUGAGGGGCGUCUUAGCACGCAAGAAGACCAGGACGAGGCCAGGGGUAACGUCAGUCGUCCGAGUUCGUGCGCCUCCAGGCGCAUGAGACCUCCCACGAGACGGGUCUGUUUUGUCUCUCCCGUUUCUUUCUCCGUCCCGAGCUCCAUUGCCUGCGAUAUAAACAACGACUCUCAUCAGCACACCGAGGCGCACGAUGAGCAAGGAGAAGCUAUCCGUACACUACCUCGAGGACACUUCCCGCCUCGAAUCGGACAUCAAUGAAAAGGCCGAUGGAUCUUCCUCUCCAGAACCUAUCAAAGAUGGCGACAGUACCGCACCCUCGCCCUCAGCCGAGAUCACCAAGGUCGUCGCAACACAAGCCAACUCGCCCAUGGCAGAAGCCCUGCUCCUUGAGCCCACGCCCUUCCGCUCACGCGCCGUCGCGCGCCUGAUUGCAUGCCUCUUCGUCACGUACCUCUGUUCUGCGCAGAAUGGGUUUGAUUCGAAUACGUUCGGAGGGGUGUCGGCGAUGCCGGAUUUCAAGGCGCAGUUCGGGACGGACGUUGCGGCUACGAACGGAUUCUUGGCUGCGCUGUAUGUUAUUGGGAAUGUGAUCGGGAGCUUCGCAGCGGGGCCGUGCGCUGAUCGGUGGGGGAGAAAACCCGGGAUGUUCAUCGCUUCUGGGAUUGUACUCGUUGGCGCAAUAGUGCAGGCGAGCUCCCAGAAGACGCGGGAUUUGAUUGCGGGGCGCAUUGUGCUUGGUAUCGGGACCGUUAUGCUUGGCCCUUCGGCGCAAAGCUGGGCUAUACGCACGACAGAGAUGGCUCAUCCAUCCUAUCGGGGAAUUAUGGUGGGAGCUUACCAGGGGUGCUUCUUCCUCGGUACUAUUAUCUCAACGUGGGUCGAAUAUGGCCUCUCUUACCUUAGUGUCGAGAACUCCGUCAACUGGCGCUUCCCGUUCGCGCUUCAGGGUCUCCCGUCGAUCUUGGUCAUGACACUUGUCUGGCUUAUUCCGGAGUCGCCACGAUGGUAUGUCGCGCAGGGCAAGCCUGAGAAGGCGAGGGAGAUCCUUAUCAAGUACCAUGCGAACGGAAAUGAGGACAGCAAAGUCGUUGCACUCGAAAUGGAGGAGAUGGCGUCGUCAAUCUCGACGAGAGGAUCUGACAAGAAGUUCUGGGACUUUAGGGAGCUGUUCAACUCCCGCGCAGCGCGAUAUCGCACCUGGCUCGUUAUCUGCAUCGGCUUCUUCGGACAGUUGGACCUUCCUCCGACAUCGUACUACUUUCCCCUGAUGGUUCAAACAGCAGGCAUAACCUCGGAGCGCUCACAGCUCCUCUGCAAUGCCCUCCAGACACCCAUCAUGAUGAUAUCCACGCUCUCGGGCCUGCAUAUCAUUGAGCGCUAUGGCCGACGCAAGCUCCUCAUGUGGUCCAGCUGGUGGAUGUCCGUCUCUGUCGCGGUCAUCAUCGCAUGCACAGCGAAGCAAGCGGGAAACCCGACGGUCGGGUUGGUAGGGAUUGCGUUUAUAUAUGUGUUUUUGGUCGCGUUCGCGUUUGUGUGGACGCCUUUUCAAGCACUGUACCCGACCGAAGUGCUCCCGACCAACUCUCGUGCCAAGGGACUGGCCAUGCUCGGGCUAUGGCUUAACAUCGUCAACUUCAUCAACACCUAUGCAGCACCCGUCGGGAUCACGAACGUGUCGUGGCGCUUUUACUUCCUUUACCUUGCCGUCGACUUCACCGGCAUCAUCGUCAUCUACUUCACCUUCGUCGAAACACGCGGGAGGAGCCUCGAGGAGAUGGACCAGAUCUUCGAUGACCCACACCCCGUGCGUGCGAGUCUGGCGAUGCAGGAGGUCACGGUGAAGGAAUGGAAGUCCGGAGGAGUGAGUGUUGUACAAGCGGAAUCAUGA